Molecule: messenger RNA, 3339 nt
Organism: Puntigrus tetrazona (Sumatra barb)
Lineage: Eukaryota; Metazoa; Chordata; Actinopteri; Cypriniformes; Cyprinidae
Gene: themis
Product: thymocyte selection associated
Biological process (GO): T cell receptor signaling pathway
Source: RefSeq, a predicted model, not a curated record
UAACAGCCAAAGAACCUUUCUGUGAAGCAAGGUUCUUCCGACUGAUACAAAAAGAGGUGGUUCUUUGUGGAACCAAAAACGGCUGUGAGGAACCUUUUCAGCUCCUUUAAAGGUUCUAAGAGCGUGAGUCGUUUCAGUGAUUUGGAUCCCUGUUGUUUUGACUUGCAUUAGGCCCUGAUGUCAUGAAGUCAGGCAGAGGAUGUGGGAUUUGUGUAUGUCAUAGUAUUUUUGCAGAUACCCGGUGCAGCUCUGCUUGACAAUGCGUUGAGUUGUGGUCUUUGAGCUGUACUUGGCUUCCUGUCCUCCUCCGCUGAGCAGGAUGCCUCACAUUGUCGUUGUCGGUCUGCGCUGCUGAGCUCGAGGGGCCUCUGGAGGGGCCAAAGGGCAUCCUGGGACUUCCUCUGCCACCCGGCCCUCCAUUAACCCUCUUACUGGACCUUUUAUGGCUUCGUGAGGGACAGAGCCUCGUCUCUCAGCCCUUCCAGAGCUUUAAAAGCGUACAGGCGCAGCAGAAGAUGGCUACGACGCUGCAUGAAUUCACGCAGUUUACGGAUCCUAAGAUGUUCCCCAGAGUUCUUCAGAUCCAGUCGGGAAUAUAUUGUCAAGGUAAGAGUAAAACUGGGGCCGUUCAUUCAUCUGCUCUUCGUGGGAAAAUAAUAGCUGUUGCAUUAUCUGAGAUGUUUGGAAGAGAGUGCUCUCUUUCGACAGGAGAUUUGCUGAAAAUCAUUGAUAUCACCAUCACCAGGUUCACUGCUCGGACCUCCAGCAAAACUGAGAUCGAGAUUCCUGUGGAAUAUCCAGGAUUGUUCAAGCUAGUGGCCGACAGUCAGCCGUAUCGCAGCAUACAAGAGAUAGCAGACUCGGUGAAGAUCAGCCCCCACAGACUGUCCCAGGCGGUGUUCCUCAGCGGUUCGGAGGUUCAGCUGGAGCAAGGCGUCAUACGGGAAGGGGACAGCUUCAGAGUGACGUCCGUCUCCCGUGAGCCCGGCGGUGGACGAGUGCUGUGUGAGCUGCUGCACAGAGAGCCCAAGACCUGCUUCAGCCUGAGCUUCUCCCAGCAAGGACACUUCACAGAGAGCCAGGACGACCAGUUUUACACCCUGAGAGAGAUAGCCGAGUGGAAGAUCUCCAAAGGCAGGACGAGGACUGUAACCGAGGUCAGAAAACUGCCCAAGAAGGACUUAUUAUUCUCACAUUUGCUGGAGAAUGUAUUUGGAGAGCUGAAGCUGACUCCUGUGUAUGAACUGAAGGCUGUUACGAGAAUCAGUGAGAAGAUUCUGCUCAUCCCGUCAAAUCUGGACGUGGAGGUGGUGGACGUCACCGAGCAGUUUGAUUGUGACUCCUUUGUGCAGCCUCUCUCUCUCACGGACGUUAAGAGUCCCCCAGAGUUUUUUCCCGUGGUGGCUAAGUUGUCGUGCGAAAGACCCUUCAAGCUUUCUUCGGAGCUGGAAACACUUUUCCAAUCCAGUCAGGUGAUCGUUCAUCAUGCUUUCUACGCCAAACGAAUUCUGGCCUCGGAAAUGGGUCGUGAGUCGACGAGACACUUUCUUAUCCCGGAGUCCUACAACGGACGCUUCAAGCGGCGGCCGCGCCAGUUCCCCACGGCCUACGACCUGGAGCGAGCACGCAGCCAAACCGAGCAGAUCCGGGUGGUGGCCACCAGAGAGUUUGAGUCCGUCUACAACGGCCUGGCCUCCGUAAAUGCCGGAGACGAGUUCAUAGUGACCAAAGGCAAGAGCUGCGCGUCACACAAUGGAACCAAGAGUUCAGCCGAUGCUUUUCAGUGUCUGAAAGUCACAGGGACGGAGGCGAAGGAGCCGGUGCGCCUCCCCAUGUGUUUGGAGGGAGCAUUCAUGGAGCUGGUGAAAGACAAGCGGCAGUACACCGUUGCGGAAAUAUGCCAAUGGUUCUCGCUGCCCUUCAACGUCAAAGUGUCCGUGCGAGACCUGUCUCUAAAGGUGGACGUUUUGGCUGGCUUGCCCGGUCUGCACAUGGAGGAGGAGAUCUCUGACCCCUGCCUCCUCAUUUCAAACGCUGACCUGUCAGAGAUCAGGGAGGUUCCGGUCAAUCGCGCAGACCUGAUCCUCAACAUAAAGCAUCGCUGGGAUGGCCAGAGUCCAGUGUGUAGCAGGAGCUCAGUCGUAGAGGAGAUCUCAGAGGACUGUUACUACACACUCAGGAGGUACGCCGUUACUACCAUCACACCCCCUCCACGGCCUCCCAAAAAACCCAAAGAGCCUCCCCCUCGACCCCCCAAGAUGCUGUCGUCCAGAUCUGAGAGCGCCAACAGCGAAAGCUCCAGCUGCUCUCCACAGAGUCUUUGUGGCGAACCGUUUAAGCAAGACGACUUCAUUCAAUGCAGUGAUUCAAAAAAUGGAAGACAAAAGAUCGUCGUUAGUCCCGUCGCUUUGCCAAGACCCCUGAAGAAAGAUCUCGCCAAGGGCCGAAGUCUGGACAACGUAUCCAUCACACAAAAUGAAGAUGAUGACAACGAUGUGCACGAUUAUGAAUAUAUCGAUGAAGAUCAGAUCGACAGCAUAAGGAGGACAUACAAUGAACAAAACGUUAAGACGGACAAAGGAAAACCGAGCAACACGAUAUAAGAGUCACUAAACCCACUUACUUUCACUUCACAUGAUGAGACCGACGUCACGCAACUUUACAUGAAUGCAGCUCAUUUAUUAGGGGAAGGUCUUCUGUGCUUAUUAGUCCUGUAGGAGUACAGACACCAGGUACGCAUCUGUUUUUUGUCUUCGCAUGAACCGGGUGAAGUACACCAGUUCAGAAUCAUCUUUGGUCAGUCGAUGGUUGAUGGUCUGCAUGUUAUAUAUUCAUUCAAACGCUUUGUUUUUUCUAAGGUCCAUUAGAUAUUAUGGUGCUUAUAUGAACUGGUAUACUAUCCGUUAUGAAACCGUAAGUACAGUAAGCGAGUUUUAUACAUGUAUUUUAGUCCCUGAGGUUUCGGUCCUCGUAUCUCUCCAGGCUGCAGCUCUUUUCGGUGACCAUGGCUUGUGGAUCAUGUACUGUCCAAAAAAAUGAACAAAAAGCUAUCACUUUUAUACCCUAUUUAUUUAAUGGUUCUUGUUAGUAUUACAAUACUAAUAUUAUUUCCUAAAAUAUUAGCACCUUUGAAAAGGGCAGUGCCAUAGUGACCACUAUUUUUAAGUAAUGAUGUCAGAGAAACCAACCUUCGUUAACUUAAGUAUAUAUUAAUUGAGUUUUUUGUACAGUCUGGUUAUACGUAGAGUUGAAAGUGGGUUUAUGUUUUACAUAAUUGUGUGAAGAAGGACAUUUUCUGCAUUUUGUCUGGUCUACUUUGAAUAAAUGAGAUGGAAAGUA